AUGGAGGCGCCCACCCGGAGCGUGAGCGCCGCGGUCCGCGAGCACCUGCGGCAGCUGUGUCUGCAGGAGUUCCCGUGCGGCACGGGCAGCUGGAAUAAGUCGCGCUUCCUUCCUCGAACUUGGCGAACAUGGAGGGAGCUGAUGCCCAGAGAGGAGGAGGCUGUGAGCCCCAGGGAGGAGACGGUGGAGGCUCUGCUGGACCUGGUCCGCAGCCCCGACUCACCCUGGGCUCUGCUAGAAGGCUCCAGUGCAGAGGACCGUUUUCUGAGAGAACUGGCCAUCCAGAAUCCACUGAUGCUGAAAGACUCCUUCUUCUACUCUUACUUCAAGUCCCUGCGGGUGGUGGACAAGCAGGUGAGCCUGGUGGAUAAAGACCUCCUGAAAUUUACCAAGCUUGAAGAGUUGGUACUGAGUGCUAAUCGAAUCAAGGAGAUCGAUGCCGUCAAUCUGCCUCCAACUCUCAAGGUCUUGGAGCUCUACGGCAACGAGGUCACCAGCGUGGAGUGUCUGUGCGCCCGCCCACCCCCGGGGCUCCAGCACUUGGGGUUAGGUCACAACAAACUUCUGGGCCCCUUGGAAAGUCUACACGUCACUGCGGAUCACUGGCCCAACCUCGUCUCUCUGGACCUGGGCUUCAACAACCUGACGGACCUGCAGAGCAUGAUCGCCAGCCUCAGCACCCUCCAACACCUGCGGCUGCUGGUGCUGCAGGGGAACCCGCUGGCCCUGGUGCCCUACUACCGGGGCCUCACCAUCGACAGCCUGUCCCGGCUCUGCGUGCUAGACGACAUCACCGUGUCUCCCAGUGAGAAGCACCUGUUCCGGGGGCUCAGCCACAGUGGGGAUCUCUUGGCACGUGAGGCACAGUUCGUGGUGACUAUUGGAAAUGUCAGAGGGGUCCCGGACACCUCUGUCUUGGACCCGGAACCAGGGCCCCAGGGCCCUUUUAUCACCUACAGCUACUACGUGACCUACCAUUUUGUGGAAGAUGAAGAGGGUGAAGGAAGUGAAUAUGGUGGCGUGCUGGCUGAGAUCGUCAAGCCCUCUCCCAGCCUGGAACGAUUAGGCGAAGAGUUCCCUGAAGAAGUCAUCGAAGAGGCUGAAGACUCGCUGGAGUCUGGGCUGACGACCCAGUCCCAGUCGGGAGAGUUGGAGGAGUCCCUGGUCUCCGGCGGGUCGGCGCCUUUGCCAAGGUUGAUAGACUCCGCAGAAGAGUUGGCCAAGUUGCGGCCGCUUAUAGAUCCCCGGCUCUGCCCAUCCCCAGGGACAGUUCUCUUCAGCACCGUCCGCAAGCCCUGGGCAGACGCCAUCCCCUGCAACUACGAGAUGCAGCACACCCUCAAGGACCUGGUGCCACUCAAGGCCUUCCUGCUGGCGGGAACCACAGUGACCAUCGUGGAGGAGAAGAUUCUCUCCUGGCCUGAGGGGCCGCCUCCCAUCGACAGUUCCUUGUCUGCCAAGAAAGGAAAAGGAGAGAAGGACAAGAAAUACAAGAAGGGAAGAGAUGGAAAAGGAGAGAAAGAGGCAGUUAAGGUACAGAAGGGGUCCAAGAAGAAGAAAGAGCUUCCUAAGGAGCUCCUCCAGGACCCGCCCAUCCUGCGGGUGCUGGGCAGCGGCAUGGUGGUCCUGGAGCCGCUGCUCGUCGGGGAGCCACUUGUGUCCACUGUGUGCAACUUCGGGCUGAUCCGCACCUUGGAAUCCGACAGGCUGACGUUUCUCAGGGACUCAAAGAAGAAUAAGAAAGCUAAAAAAGAAAAUAAAAAAUCUACGGUUUUAAUGUACGAAGGCGACUACCAGCCCGAGCCCCUGACGGUGGAGGUCCAGAUCCAGCUGCACCAGUACCGCUCGGCCGAGGAGGCGCUCCGGGCGCUCGCCCUGUAGGGCACGGGAUUAAAGACUGUUCUGGCCACCGCGGCUCCGCGUCUGUCCGGCCGCCGCGCGUC
Messenger RNA from Diceros bicornis minor, 1943 nucleotides. RefSeq names its product leucine rich repeat containing 43 (gene LRRC43). The transcript is spliced from 12 exons. Bases 1 to 1881 code for a protein of 626 amino acids. The record is from RefSeq and is a predicted model, not a curated record. NCBI's taxonomy places the organism in Eukaryota, Metazoa, Chordata, Mammalia, Perissodactyla, Rhinocerotidae. Gene Ontology annotation, molecular function: protein binding.